Ramularia collo-cygni is the source of this 834-nucleotide messenger RNA. RefSeq lists its product as uncharacterized. The transcript is spliced from 3 exons. Gene Ontology annotation, biological process: regulation of G protein-coupled receptor signaling pathway. The record is from RefSeq and is a predicted model, not a curated record. Lineage: Eukaryota; Fungi; Ascomycota; Dothideomycetes; Mycosphaerellales; Mycosphaerellaceae. The coding region runs from base 1 to 834 and encodes 277 amino acids.
AUGUCGGCCGCGCAGGAUGAGUUCAACGAGUUGUUGCGAGACAAGGAGCACCGCAUGAGACAUCCAGAAGACGACGACGAUGAUGAUGCGCAAUCCAUCCUCAAUCUCUCCGACGAUGACAGCCCGCCAUCUCCAUCUCCAGAUCUGGAUWCCGUCACGCCGCGGGCGAGCAUGAACAUACCCACUCGACGAUACGCURCCAACACCGGGCCCAAAGGUGUCAUCUCUGAUGCACAGAAUUUUCGUGACUCCCGCGCCAGCGCGAGGUCAUCCAUGGCCAGCACACGACCACCUCAGCAAUCCUCCCGAUCGAGCCCUGAGAAUGGAAUCGUAGAAGAAGACGAGGAAUUGGACGAUGAUGAAGGCCCGGGAGACAAAGGAUUCAUGGCGAGAUGGAGACAGAGCAGGAUUCGGGAUAUGCAGGUUGGGUCGCGGGAGAGUAAGAUGCAUCUGAAUAGUCGCAGCAGGAAAGCAUACGGUGGUAUCACAACUGUGGAUGGGGAGGGCUAUCUGGAUGCGGUCGACAAAUCUGGGCCAGAUACGAUCGUUGUGGUGUACAUCUACGACGAAUACGUUAGUGACCUAUUCGAGAGGUGCCUUCGCACUCUGGCGAGCAAGCAUGGGGAUACCCGCUUCGUGAAACUGCACUACGACGACGCUGAGAUGGAGCCCGCGGGCGUGCCUGCAAUCAUUGCAUAUCGGGGAGGUGACAAGUUCGCAGGCCUGGUACCGUUAAUCGAUGAGAUGCCUGAYGAUGCAGAAUUGAAUGCAACCACGCUGGAAGCGGUGAUGAGAAGGUCCGCAGGACAAGAGAACCUCUCGCUCGACAUCUGA